Cydia strobilella is the source of this 1952-nucleotide messenger RNA. Its product is annotated as protein FAM200B-like. Bases 366 to 1952 code for a protein of 528 amino acids. The record is from RefSeq and is a predicted model, not a curated record. The transcript has a single exon. Gene Ontology annotation, molecular function: protein dimerization activity. Lineage: Eukaryota; Metazoa; Arthropoda; Insecta; Lepidoptera; Tortricidae.
UUGCACCUGAUCUAAAUAGCGAUGUUUAUGCUACCUGUAAAUACUGUCGUGUAGCUUUAAAAGCGCAUAAAAAAGAUCUUUUAGAACAUGGAAAAACCCGUAAACAUUCAAGAUCGGUAGAAUUGAGUCAGACAGCUAAAUCAUGCAAAAAAAUAACAACUGUUAUUAAACCAGUCUUAUCAGAGGCAACAAAGAUAGCAGAAUUAAAAAUUGCCGCCUUCAUUGCAGAACAUACCGCAAUAUUAACUGUUGAUCAUUUAAUGUUAGUAGUUCCUCAGUUAGAUCCUCAGUCAGAUAUAUUGAAAAGUUUAAAACUUCAUCGCACCAAGUGUUCCAUGUUAAUUAAGAAUGUGCUAGGCCCAUGUAUGCUUAAUGAUUUACUUAAAGAAAUUGGCGCUACUCCAUUUUCGUUGAUAAUAGAUGAGAGUACUGAUUUAUCAACACAGAAAGUACUAUGUGUUAUGAUUCGAUUUUUUUCUAUCAAGGAAAAACAAGUUGUAUCAACUUUUUACAGAGUAAUACAAUUAGUAAAUUGUGACGCAAUAAGUGUUUACAACGCAAUUAAGACUCAACUAGAAGAAGAUGGCUUAAAUUAUCAAAAUAUGGUUGGGAUUGGCGCUGACGGCGCAAGUGUAAUGGUCGGCAAACACAAUUCGGUCACUGCGUUGUUUAAAAGAGAUUUAGGAGAUUUAAUUGUAGUGAAGUGUGUGUGUCACUCUCUACAUUUGUGUGCGGAGAAAGCUGCAGAGGAACUACCUCGUCAGUUGGAGUUCCUGGUUCGAGAAACACAUAAUUGGUUUUCCUAUAGCACCAAACGUUUAGAACAAUAUAGAGACUUGUAUGAAACUAUAAACGAAGGAAAUCGAAAUCCUAAUAAAAUUCAAGGGCUAAGCGGCACUCGCUGGCUUGCGCGGUAUGCAGCUAUUGACACUAUUUUGAAACAGUGGGAUGAAUUGCAAUUGCUUUUUUCUUUAGCGAAAACCCAAGAUAAAUGUUUUAUGGCUGAGCAAUUGCAUGACAUAAUGAGACGACCUGCGUUUAAGGCAUACUUGGUUUUUUUGAGAGACGAAUUAAAACAUGUUACUCAAAUUAAUAUGCUCUUUCAAAGCGAGCACUGCGAACCAACCAAAUUAUUGGAAGAUUUGUUUCUGUUAUACAAGAAGAUACUCCAAAAGCUUGUUGUACCAUCUCAGUUGCAGAAAAUACAUGACAGUGAAUUAGCUGAAUUUAAUUUUCAGCUAUACUUAAUGCAUACAGCAUCUUUAAAUCUUGGAUAUGACUUUGAAGAAGUUGCCAAAAAUCUGGUAGAAAAUGAGUUAUUAGAUGUUAAGGAGAGAUGCAAAAAAUUUCUGUGUACUUUGGCUAUGGAGAUGCAACAAAGAUUGCCAGAAAAUUUGUCCACCCUGAAAAUGAUAACUGUUCUCAAACCCGAAGUUGCGACAUCGCAAGUAAAGCCUAGUUUAAAUAAUAUUUUGCAGAGAUUCCACCGAAAUUCUGUAUACGGAAACAAAAAUGACAUUGAAGCAGAAUGGAACCAACUACAAAACAAACUAUGGACAAACACGUCUGGGUCAUCUGCAGAAUUUUAUGCUGAAGUUUACAAUGACUGCGACGCGGGGAAUCGGAAACGCUUCGAAAAUAUUUCUAAAUUUGCAAUGGCGUUAUUGACGCUGCCUGUAUCCAACGCAUCAGUAGAACGUGCUUUCUCCACCUAUGCAAUUAUAAAAAAUAAGCUGAGGAACAGGUUAUCACUGAAAAUGUGUCAAAACAUCAUGAUGGUCCGAUUUUCCUUGCAGCGAGAUUAUAAAUCCUGUGUAAAUUUCUCACCAACGAGCGACAUGAUAAAAAACUUCAACGUGCGAAUGUACGAGUACAACAAAAAAUCGUCACAUGAAGAAGACGAUCUCGAUGACGAUACAGUGCUCGAAAUAAUGAACAAUAUUGUCUGUUAA